AUGAGAGGCCACUCUGUUCUACUUGCUCUCGCCGGCACCCUUCUGUCUCUAACGACAGCGGACCCCAUCGCCCUCGCCAUCGUCAUGCCGACAGAGAGCGCAACUCCCCCGCUUGACAGAUUGACAAACAGCGGCCCGCUGGACCAACAACGAUCUGGAGUCCGGGCCACGAGACAAGUCAUCUCAGAGGGCAUGGGAAAGGAGACGUGCGGGUUCUUUAGAACAGGGGGAGUCACCUGCACAGCCGGCACAGGAACCUCCAGAAUCGCAUGCCACAACACGGACAGGUGGCUCUGCGGAAGCCUCUACUCGACCUGUCUAGGCCCCGCCGAACCAAUCUGCAGCGGCAAGACGCAGAACGGGGAGAGGACGCUCUGCUGCAACACAGAAAGCCCCGUCUGCGGCACCCUCCUCCGCGGCUCAGGCGAAAGCCAGAGAACGGGCCUAGCCUGCUUCGGCGCCGACUUCAAGACAAAAUCCAUCCAGACGCUCGCGUCGAAUACGUGGCCGACCUUUAUCACGGACCCGCUACCACCGUCAUCAUCAACAUCGUCGGCGUCUUCGUCUUCGGCUACGUCCAGGCCCCAGAUCGCGUCUGCGAAACCCUGCGCUACCCCAACGACCGCCACACCCUCGGCGUCUCCGACGAGCAGACCGAUCAAGACGUCAACGUUCGGAAUCCCUGAUCCCUCGCCUUCGCCUGCGAUGGCCCUGGAACAGUCGGCAUCGGUGGGCAAUGGACAGAGCGGCAUCGUUCGGGGGCUCGGUGUGCUGGCUUUUGCGAUGCAUGUGGCUUGGAUUGGUUUGUGA
Molecule: messenger RNA, 810 nt
Organism: Colletotrichum paranaense
Lineage: Eukaryota; Fungi; Ascomycota; Sordariomycetes; Glomerellales; Glomerellaceae
Exons: 3
Coding region: 1-810 (269 amino acids)
Source: RefSeq, a predicted model, not a curated record